AUGCGACCCCGCCCGCCGCCGUCGCUGCUGCUGCUGCUGCUGCUCUGCGCCUCUCACACUGUCGGAGCCCUCCCCCGGCUGUGUGAUGUGUUGCGGGUGCUGCGGGAGGAACAGGACCAGUGCCUGCAGGAGCUCUCCAAAGACAGGACAGGAGACCUGGGCACGGAGCCGCCAACCCUAGGCUGUGAGGGGCUUUGGGACAACAUGAGCUGCUGGCCCUCCUCUGCGCUGGGACAGACUGUGGAAAUGGAGUGCCCACGAUUUCUCCAGAUGCUCACAGGCCGAAAUGGUUCCAUGUUUCGAAACUGCACACAGGGCGGCUGGUCGGAAACCUUCCCCAGGCCUGACCUGGCCUGUGGGGUUACCGUGAAUGACUCGUCCAACGAGAAGCGGCACGAGUACCUGCUGAAGCUGAAGGUCAUGUACACCGUGGGCUAUAGCUCCUCCCUGGUGAUGCUCCUGGUCGCCCUCAGCAUCCUCUGUGCUUUCCGGAGGCUCCACUGCACCCGCAACUACAUCCACAUGCACCUGUUUGUGUCGUUCAUCCUGCGCGCCCUCUCCAACUUCAUCAAGGAUGCCGUGCUCUUCUCCUCGGACGAUGUCACCCACUGCGAUGCCCACAGGGUGGGCUGUAAGCUGGUCAUGGUCUUCUUCCAGUACUGCAUCAUGGCCAACUACGCCUGGCUGCUGGUGGAAGGCCUCUACCUUCACACACUCCUCAUCAUCUCCUUCUUCUCAGAGAGGAAGUGCCUCCAGGGAUUUGUUGCCCUCGGCUGGGGUUCCCCAGCCAUUUUUGUUGCUUCGUGGGCUGUCGCCAGGCACUUUCUGGAAGAUGUUGGGUGCUGGGACAUCAACGCCAAUGCGUCCAUCUGGUGGGUCAUCCGAGGGCCUGUGAUCCUCUCCAUCCUGAUUAAUUUCAUCCUUUUUAUUAACAUCCUAAGAAUCCUGAUGAGAAAACUUAGAACCCAAGAAACAAGAGGAAAUGAAACGAACCAAUAUAAGCGUCUGGCCAAGUCCACCCUCCUGCUGAUCCCCCUCUUCGGAAUCCACUACAUCAUCUUCGCCUUCUCUCCAGAGGACGCCAUGGAGAUCCAGCUGUUCUUUGAAUUGGCCCUUGGCUCAUUCCAGGGCCUGGUGGUGGCCAUCCUCUACUGCUUCCUCAACGGGGAGGUGCAGCUGGAGGUUCAGAAGAAGUGGCAGCAGUGGCACCUCCGUGAAUUCCCACUGCGCCCUGUGGCCAACUCCUCCUUCAUCAAUGGCACCAGUGGCCUCACCCAUGGCACCAAGACCAGCACCCUGGAGCCGAGUCAGAGCACCUGCAAGGCCAGCGUCAUCUGAGAGGCUGGAGCAGGGCCACCCUCAGACAGAGGCCAAGAUGGGUCCUGAGAGGGCUGGACACUGUUGCAGGACAGGCUGUCUUCCCAGCAGACAUCAUAUGCUUACUCCUAUGACUAGUCACACCCUUCCUCCAGGCCUCCAGGGGUGGGUGGGGGCGCGUGUGGUGACAAUUCCUCAGAACUGAAGGAACUUGGGACACUGUGGGGCAGGAAGAGGGCAUGGGAUCUGGGUCUGUUGUGUUCUCCCGGGAAGAGCAGUUCAGGGGUCCCAAAAGUGGGCAGGG
This is a messenger RNA of Ceratotherium simum simum (southern white rhinoceros), 1621 nucleotides long. It is a transcript of the gene SCTR, whose product is annotated as secretin receptor. Lineage: Eukaryota; Metazoa; Chordata; Mammalia; Perissodactyla; Rhinocerotidae. The record is from RefSeq and is a predicted model, not a curated record. Gene Ontology annotation, biological process: adenylate cyclase-modulating G protein-coupled receptor signaling pathway; cell surface receptor signaling pathway. Gene Ontology annotation, cellular component: plasma membrane. Gene Ontology annotation, molecular function: G protein-coupled peptide receptor activity; secretin receptor activity; peptide hormone binding.